AUGGCGGCGGCAGCAGCAAGACCAGGACUAGGUUUUGUCUCUCCAACAAAACCCAUUUCUCACGGUGGUCCAUCUUGCAUUCUCAGCAAAGGCGUUACUGGGUCGCCGGAGAGCCACCGGUACUACCUUGCACGACGUACAGUUUUGGAAAUGCUAAGAGACAGGGGCUGUCUUGUUGAUGAGUCAGAGAUUGGUUGGUCUCUUGAAGAGUUUCGGGCGGUUUUCGGAGACAGCCCGGAACCUGAUCAGCUUCGAAUUUGUGCUCCUUUGGCUUCUAGACCAUCCAAAAAGAUUCUUGUAAUUUUCUCUGGUCCGGCGGAUAUCAACAAAGCAAAAGCCAUUUUCAUCUUAAUGAAUAUUCUGAACAAAGAGAGCUUGCACAGAAUUAUCAUAGUCUUGCAGGGCAACAUGAACCACUUUGCUAGGAAAGAGUUUGACUCGUGCCAAGUCAAAGUGGAAUAUUUCCCAAUAACUGAGCUGUUUGUGAUCAUUAAGACACAUGUUGCAAUGCCAAAGAUUGAAGCAUUGACUGCUGAAGAGAAGGAGUGGUUGCUUUUGAAGUACAAAAUUGAUGACAUUCAGCUACCAUCUAUGAAGGAAAGUGAUGCCAUAUCAAGGUACUAUGGGCUAGAGAAAAAGCAGGUGGUCAAAGUGACUUAUAGCGGUGAGAUAACAGGCCACUUUGUCAACUACUGCUAUGUGAUAUGAAUCGUUGCUAGGAACAUAUUACUGGAAUGGAGUUCAUAACUACAGUAGGUCUUUUGGUAGGGUUAACCUUUUGAUUGUUGCACUCGCCUGCAAUUUAAACUUUUAACCUCAAAGUAAAUUGUGGAUUAAAUCUAA
Messenger RNA from Erigeron canadensis, 843 nucleotides. RefSeq names its product DNA-directed RNA polymerase V subunit 5C-like. Gene Ontology annotation, biological process: DNA-templated transcription. NCBI's taxonomy places the organism in Eukaryota, Viridiplantae, Streptophyta, Magnoliopsida, Asterales, Asteraceae. Bases 1 to 708 code for a protein of 235 amino acids. The transcript is spliced from 4 exons. Gene Ontology annotation, molecular function: DNA-directed RNA polymerase activity; DNA binding. The record is from RefSeq and is a predicted model, not a curated record.